AUGGAUACUGAAGAAAUUUAUUCUAAAGUUUACGAUUUUUUAGUAUCUGCCCCACUAGAACAUAUCACUGCGACCUCUGUUAUCUUUCAGGGAAUAGAAGAAGAUUCUGAGAUUUCGCAAAACGUUCUAAAAACUAUUGUAAACAAAGCUGUAACAAACGUAAAUAAUCUGGCUACAACAAACACUUCGCGUCGAACAAAACUUCUCCAAAUUAAUCCGCAGACGGAUGCUGAAAAGACAGUGAAUAAACUGUCACCUACAUUCUUAAUCAUCCUAAUAGCUCUGCCCCAGGAAUCUUUCCUCAUGCAUGAGAGGUUCGAGAAUGCUUUUGAAGGUGUUUGUAGUUUGCGUGACAUUGGUGCCGUUGAAACGAACGUGAAAAGACCACUUAAAUCGAAGCAGAUUGCGAAAAACAUAGAUGAGUUAAAGAGAAAGCUUAAAAAAAAUAAGUCACCGCUUUAUCAAAGUCUCUACUCUAGUCUUAUUCGAGAAAAUCUAUCCCAGUUAAAAUGGGAAAAUCCCCUGGCCAGCCAAGUUAUUAGUGACGACUCAAAAUUAGUGCAGGCGUUGGAGGAUGAUGAACUACGAGAUUCCUUUAUGGAACCGAAACGAAAAAUGGUACCAAGAUCUCUUCCAACAAUUGUGCAAAGAAAGUGUAAAGAAUUUGUGGAUAGUUUUAUUAAGGAUCGUGUAACCAGCUUGCCACGAAAACUUACUCAUAACGGGGAGUGGAAAGAAUCUGGUCCUGAGCUUGUAAAUGUUACUGAGAAAAUUUUAGAUUCGUUGAGAGAUGCUUGGAAUAAUUCGGCGUUUAGUCCAGAGUUUGAGGAAUCGCAAAGUGAAGGCACUUAUGUAAACAAUAUUAUAUUACCGGCAAUCCGUGCUACAUUAAAUUGCCUUCCACUAAGAAAAUCAACAUACGUCAGUAGUUCUGAACGUAAAAGCAACGCUAGUGCCGAUAGAAAGGGGAACGGGCGGUUUGGGAAACGACCAGACAUCAUGUUCGUUAUGAAACGGGGUGAAAAAAAUUAUGAACUUAUAUAUACUGAAUGUUCACGUCUGUCAUGUAGUGAAAAAAAGGAGAGAGAUGAUGGUGUGAAGUUGUGGCGCGAAACCAAUGAUGGUAUGUAUUGGACUCGCAAGGGCUGUAAACCCGAUAAGGGUGAAUUUGGUAUUAUUGGGGUGCAGGUAGCGGGAAAAAAAAUGUACCUUAAUGUUCUUAUUAGGGAUAAUAGCGACGUGCAUCGGUAUUAUCAUCUUCACGAAUCGACAAUACCAAUUCAACAAUCAGACCUUCCUGUCGUUUCAAAAUUUAUGGAGACCUUACUAAUAAUGCGAAAUAUCCUGAUCGUAAACAUGUCCUUACUUUAUAGUGUGCCUUUAAAUAGUUUAAUGUCUACGGAAGAUAGCUCCACC
This is a messenger RNA of Racocetra persica, 1416 nucleotides long. Lineage: Eukaryota; Fungi; Glomeromycota; Glomeromycetes; Diversisporales; Gigasporaceae. The record is from the annotation of a GenBank genome assembly.